This is a messenger RNA of Fraxinus pennsylvanica, 1266 nucleotides long. Lineage: Eukaryota; Viridiplantae; Streptophyta; Magnoliopsida; Lamiales; Oleaceae. The record is from the annotation of a GenBank genome assembly.
AUGGCUUUCGGGUCGGAAAAUUCUUUGUUUAACAAAUACGAGCUCGGAAAAUUACUGGGCUGCGGUGCAUUUGCCAAAGUUUAUCAUGCUAGAGAUCUCAGAGAUGGCCAAAGUGUAGCCAUCAAAGUGAUCAACAAAAAGAGGCUGAGCAUUAAUCUCAUGGGGAAUAUCAAGCGGGAGAUUUCGAUUAUGCAUAGGUUGAAUCACCUGCAUAUUGUGAAGCUAUAUGAAGUUCUGGCAACGAAAACUAAGAUUUAUUUUGUUUUGGAAUUUGUUAAAGGAGGUGAAUUAUUUGCGAAAGUGGCGAAAGGCCGUUUCGGCGAAGAUCUCAGCCGUAUUUAUUUUCAACAGCUGAUCUCCGCCUUGAGUUACUGCCAUUCACUCGGCGUUUACCACCGCGAUUUGAAGCCGGAAAAUCUGUUACUAGACGAAAAUGGUGAUUUGAAAGUCACCGAUUUCGGACUCUGCGCCGUCACUGAACAGAUCCAUCCAGACGGGCUUCUACACACGAUAUGUGGAACUCCAGCUUAUGUAGCGCCGGAAAUUUUGGCCAAAAAAGGCUACGACGGUGCCAAAAUUGAUGUGUGGUCUUCCGGCGUAAUCCUGUUCGUGCUCACUGCCGGUUUUUUGCCGUUCAACGAUCCGAAUUUGAUGAAUAUGUACCGGAAGAUUUACAAAGGCGAAUUCCGGUGCCCGAAAUGGAUGUCAUCGGAUCUAAAACGGUUUUUGUCUCGAGUUUUGGAUACAAAUCCCAUGACGAGAAUUACCAUCAAUGAAAUCAAGCGUGAUCCUUGGUUCAAAAAGGGCUACAAAGAAAUCAAAUAUUCCCAAAUUGAUAAGAAUAUGGAUACUCUAAAAGAUGAGGACAAAAAACUGUUGGAUUUAAACGCAUUUGAUAUAAUUUCAUUCUCCUCAGGGCUGGAUCUUUUAGGAUUGUUCGAUCAUUCGCACAGCGCGGUAGGGGAUGUGGAGCGGCUGACGGUGACGGAGCCGCCGGAUAAAGUCAUCGAGAAGGUGGAGGAGGUGGUGAAGGGGGAGAAGAAAAAUAUUGUUAUAUUGAGGAGAAAAAAGGAAUUUGGAGUGGAGCUAGAGGGGCAGAAUGGGAAAUUCGUCAUUGGUGUGGAGGUUUACCGUUUGACCGACAGUUUGGCACUUGUGGAGGUGAAAAAGAUAGCUGGAGAUGCAACGGGGUUCACCGAGUUAUGGAAGAAGAAAAUUAGGCCGGUCAUUUUGCCUCAACAGGAGCAGCAGGUUCCCGGUAAUUAG